GGAGCGGGUUGGUCCAGCACAGUGACAGCUAAAUUCCCGGAGAGCCCAGUUUCCAGUGGCCGCAAGACUGUUGGGGGGGGGAUAAUGAAAAAAACAGUAGGACUUUGAAAGCUGCAGCGCAGGCUUUCAGUCGGAAUGGAACCCCGCUAUAAUAUGUUGUAUCCUUGUGGAGAGGGCUGUGAGACACACUUUCAAACGGGACAGGCGACCAGAGGAUGGGGCUGACUUCUCCGCACGGGGAUAAAAAAAAAAAAUGUCUUCUUAACCCUUGGCAUCACGCUGUCAGAGGCGGAAAGCGUCUUGGCCUUAAUACCCUACAGAGGUGGUGGGUGCCCGGUACACGUCAGCACCUUCCCCCAAGACAACGGCAGCAUUCAUGCAGUUCACCCCGGACCGCAGAACUGAACUCUCCGUCAGGUAAAAGGCGAUGGCUCUGAAAUCAAGGAGACCGUGGGCGACCGUGAUGUUCGGCGUCUUUCUCGGUUUCACCGCCUCCUCUUGGCUCAUCUUGCCUCAGGUCCUGGAGAGUAAGAGGAGAAAAUCCCCCGUGUGUUUGUACCACAGUGUCUCCUCCGUGGGUAAAGGUCCCGACAUUCUCGGGAACACCGCGGCUAUCCAAGACGUGGACAGCCCGCAGUUCGGUCAGGAGGAGGAUAGGGUUUACAGCACGGGCAACGGCAGCGGAGAUACCGGGGGAGCCGUCAACAGACCGAAGCGUUUCCUCUACGUCGGCGUGAUGACCGCGAAAAAGUACCUGGGCUCUCGCGUCCUUGCCGCGUACAAGACCUGGGCCAGUUCCAUACCCGGGAAAGUGGAGUUCUUCUCCAGCGCCGGGUCCGGCGCUGUCCGCACCCCCGUCCCCGUCCCGGUGGUGUCUCUGGCAGGUGUGGACGACUCCUACCCGCCACAGAAGAAGUCAUUCAUGAUGCUGAAGUACAUCCACGACCACUACCUGGACGAAUACCAGUGGUUCAUGCGGGCAGAUGAUGAUGUUUAUAUAAGAGGUGAGAAGCUGGAGCUGUUCCUGCGGUCGCUGAACAGCAGCAAGCCCCUCUACCUGGGCCAGACGGGCCUGGGCACGGCAGAGGAGCUGGGCAGAUUGGCCCUGGAGCCUGGAGAGAACUUCUGCAUGGGAGGCCCCGGGAUGAUAUUCAGCAGAGAGGUGCUACGCAGGAUGGUCCCUCACAUCAGCACCUGUCUGAGGGAGAUGUAUACCACCCACGAGGACGUGGAAGUGGGCCGAUGUGUGCGACGUUUCGGAGGAACGCAAUGCGUGUGGUCUUAUGAGAUGCAGCAGCUCUUCUAUGAGAACUACGAACACAACAAGAAAGGUUUCAUUGAAGAACUUCACAAUAGCAAGAUCCACAACGCCAUCACACUCCACCCCAACAAAAAGCCUGCCUACCAGUACCGGCUCCACAGCUUCAUGCUGAGCCGUGAGAUCUCACGGCUUUGUUACCGCACCAUCCAACUCCAGCACGACGGCCUGAUGAUGAGUUACCUCGGUGAUACGGAGGACCAGCAGCUGGGGUCGCCACCUUCCUACAUGCGCUAUCAGCCCAGUGAGAGAAAUGAUGUCAUUGAGUGGGAUUUCCUGACAGGUCGCCAUAUUUAUUCUGCUGUUGAAAACAAGAAAGCCCGGCAGAGCCUUGGGAACUUGAUCCAGACCGCGCUAGAAGACAUUAUACUGCAGGUCAUGGAAAUCAUUAAUAAGAAUUCGAAAACACGGGGCCGUAUCAUUGACUUUAAAGAGAUUCAGUAUGGCUACUACCGGGUGGAUCCAAUGCAUGGGGCGGAAUACAUUUUAGACUUGCUGCUUCUGUACAAGAAACAUAAGGGACGCAGAAUAACCGUGCCCGUGAGGCGACAUGCUUACCUUCAGCAGCCCUUUAGCCGACCCUUCUUUACUGAAACUGAAGAGCUAGAUGUGGUUGAACUUGUGGCUGCCAUCAACUCUGAAUCCCAAUCCCUGUCUUUCCUGUCUAACUCUCUGAAGUUUUUAUCGCCCUUCCAGUUCUACGAAUCAAGGGAGAUGUGGAAGCAAAGUCAGAAGAAGGUCCACAUUCUCGUCCCGUUGUCUGGGCGCUACGAUACCUUUGUCCACUUCAUGGAGAACUUUGAAAAAGCGUGCUUGAUUCCCAAACAAAACGUUAAGCUCUCCGUCAUUCUUGUGGACCACGAGAACAAUCCGAAGGACGGAAAACAUAUUCAGUUAAUCAAAGACUACUACAGGAAGUAUCCCACAGCGGACCUUUCUGUAAUCCCUGUGAUGAGCAACUUUUCACGUGGGCUGGCUCUGGAGCUGGGCUCCUCGCAGCUUGACAAUGACACCCUACUGUUCUUCUGCGAUGUUGAUCUUAUCUUUAGUGGUGACGCCUUGCAACGCUGCAGAGACAAUGCUGUCCAAGGGAGACAGGUCUAUUUCCCUAUUGUCUUUAGUCAGUACAACCCCAAGAUAGUGUAUGCUGAUAAGGACCAAAGAGAAAACAAAGUUGCACUCACCAAGAAAAGUGGUUUCUGGCGAGAUUAUGGCUUUGGAAUCACCUGCAUUUUCAAGAGUGAUUUACUGAAGGCCGGAGGUUUUGACACCUCAAUCCUGGGCUGGGGGAUGGAAGAUGUGGACUUGUUCACAAAAGUUAUUCAUUCUGGUUUAAAAGUGUUACGCAGUCAAGAGCCAGGGAUUUUCCACGUCUAUCAUCCUGUCCACUGCAACACAAGCCUCGAGCAGAAGCAACACAAAAUGUGCCUUGGGUCAAGAGCAAGUACGUUUGCAUCCACGCUGCAGUUAGCAGAGCUGUGGUUGGAGAAACACGUAGAAACAGGGUUUAACAGAACUUCAUCCUGACGUUUGAGCCCUCCUCAGUCCCUCCACGCAACUUUACCUCAUUUCUGCUGGAAUGCAGACAGCGAUGGACUGUGUAUUGUACUGUGGUCAAGGUCUUUGUAGUCUGGAAAGGUUGACACAAGAAGGACCCAAGACUAUCCUAUCCAAAACAAGUUGACCAAACCCACAUCCGGCCUAACAGCAGGUGUCCAGAUGGAUCCAGAACAGUGCUAUACAGCAGUAUCACAUACCUGAUCCAGAUCCAAAGCAGCCUCUUAGUUGGUACAUUGGACAUUGUACAGCUCACUUUACUAUUACACAUUUAUUUUUUUACUGUGUAAAUGAUGCAGAUAUAAAAGGUUGGGAGUUUUAUUGCAGUUACUUGGGUUUGGGAUUAAAUCUAAAAAAAAAAAAAAAAAAAAAAAUAGACCCAAAGAACAAGCUGUACCACCCAAAAUACCAAAUAAGGGUGAUUUUAACUCUUCAA
Messenger RNA from Toxotes jaculatrix (banded archerfish), 3311 nucleotides. It is a transcript of the gene chsy3, whose product is annotated as chondroitin sulfate synthase 3. The record is from RefSeq and is a predicted model, not a curated record. Gene Ontology annotation, cellular component: Golgi cisterna membrane. The coding region runs from base 428 to 2845 and encodes 805 amino acids. The transcript has 3 exons. Gene Ontology annotation, molecular function: glucuronosyl-N-acetylgalactosaminyl-proteoglycan 4-beta-N-acetylgalactosaminyltransferase activity. Lineage: Eukaryota; Metazoa; Chordata; Actinopteri; Toxotidae.